GUGUAAUAAAAGAGAAAGUUUAGAUUGUUUCUGUAGCGAUAUACAUUUUAUAAACUACAUAGCACACUGGUUAUCAAUAAAUAUAGUAGUAGACUCUUCAAACAGAGAUCGAAGGUACAUCAUAGCAUCAGAAUCUGACAUUAUGGAUGACACUGAAGUGAAGAACAAGGAUACUGACAAAGGAACGAGACACAAAGGGAAGCAUGACAAACCAAAGCCUGAUGUCGAUCCGGCUAAAGUUUGGAAGAUUGUACCUGCUCCGGAUGAAGCAUGUUUACUUGAAGUUAGCUCUUUCUCUACUCUCUUCCCUCAAUAUAGAGAGACGUAUUUGCAAGGUGUUUGGCCUCAGGUUAAAAGUGCAUUGAAAGAACAUGGAAUCACAUGUGAGCUGGAUUUGGUCAAAGGGUCAAUGACUGUUUCUACAACAAGAAAGACAAAGGAUCCAUAUAUUAUAGUGAAAGCUAGGGAUCUGAUUAAGCUCUUGUCCAGAAGUGUACCUGCAAGUCAGGCACUUAAGAUUUUAAUUGAUGAAAUGCAAUGUGACAUUAUCAAGAUUGGUGGCUUAGUUCGAAAUAAGGACAAAUUUGUCAAACGAAGGCAGCGGCUGAUUGGGCCUGAUUCUUCCACUCUAAAGGCACUUGAGAUUUUGACAGAAUGCUAUAUUCUUGUUCAGGGAAACUCGGUAUCUGCUAUGGGUUCCUAUAAAGGCUUGAAACAAGUAAGAAGGAUAGUAGAAGAAUGUAUGUUGAAUAAAAUGCAUCCGCUGUAUAAUAUUAAAGUGCUGAUGAUGAGGAGAGAUCUUGCUAGUAAUCCGGAACUUGCGAAUGAGAACUGGGAUAGGUUUUUACCCAAGUUUAAAAAGAAAAAUGUUAAACAAAAGAAAGUUAAGAGUAAAGAGAAGAAAGAGUAUACACCAUUCCCUCCGCCGCAACCACCAAGCAAGAUCGAUAUGCAACUAGACAGUGGUGAAUACUUUUUAAGUGACAAAAAGAAGUCCGCAAAGAAAUGGCAAGAAAGACAGGAAAAACAGGCGGAAAAAACUGCAGAGAACAAACGAAGGCGGGAAGAAGCCUUCAAGGCUCCAGAGGAAGCUCGAGUGCAAGAUGAUGAUAAAAACCACAAGGACGAUAUAGCAGCAAUGGCUGCAUCCUUGAAGAACAAAGCAAAGGAGUUUGGCAAUAGGAAAUCUAGUAAUGAUGAAAUCGAUGCUGAAAUGUACAUCGCGGCAUCAGGUCAGCCAUCGUCUAAGAAAAAACGGAAGAACAAGAAUUAAGUUAGUACCAUGCAUCAGCAAAGUUCUAAUGUUAGUUUGGGAUGAUUUAUCAUCAGUUUUGUUAUGUAUGUGGGAGUGCAUGUUAAAAAUAUCUAUGUUUUUAUAUUUAUAUUUA
Helianthus annuus (common sunflower) is the source of this 1388-nucleotide messenger RNA. RefSeq names its product KRR1 small subunit processome component. Gene Ontology annotation, molecular function: RNA binding. The transcript has 13 exons. Gene Ontology annotation, cellular component: nucleolus; small-subunit processome. The record is from RefSeq and is a predicted model, not a curated record. Lineage: Eukaryota; Viridiplantae; Streptophyta; Magnoliopsida; Asterales; Asteraceae. Bases 143 to 1273 code for a protein of 376 amino acids.